AUGUUCGCAGGAUUUAAUAUCAAGGAGGAUUAUUUGAGUGAUGAGGAAUCAAGUAUGCAUGUAAAUAAUAAUCAGCAGACUACUACAUCAUCAUCAAUUGAAAGUCUUGUUGCCGAUGAUGAAUUAUUGUCAUCAGAAGGCUCUAGAAACGUUGUGGUGAUAAAUAAUAAUAUUAGUACACAAGAAGAUGAAGAUUCGUUCAUUCUCAUUACAAAUUAUAAUACAUCAAAUCAAGAAGAAAAUCAAAAUGCUAGUACUAUGGCAACUAGUAGCAUGACCGAAUUGCCAACAACACAAGAAAUUACCGAGUCGUAUCAUAACAAAGUUAGUACAGGAUUCAUUGCCGAAUCAGUUACUGCACAUGAGGAAAUUGUCGAGUUUCAUGCAACCAUGGAUCAAUCAUAUCAAAAUGAACAGCCGUUUGAGAAUAUGACACAAUCUUUCAUGGCACAUGAAACUUCAGUAACAUCACAAACUCGUGAGCCUUUGAGUAUUUUAGCAAGUGAAGAAAUUGAUACAGAUGAUUCAUCAGCAUCAAGUUCUCCAGUACUUUUAAUCGAGGAAGGAGAUCAAGUAAUUGAAUCUCAACAAGAUGUUGUCGAAACUGUUGAGGAAACCAGACAGGUAUUCGAUGAAACUCUAUCCAAUUCAAAUGAAGAAACUAUUCUAGGAACUGUUCUCUCUCAAGAAACAUCUAAUGAUUCUGUUGUCCAAUCAGAAGACAACAAUAACACCACUUGUACUACCAUUAAUGAGGUUGGAAUUGCCAAUUUUUUAGCCCAAAUCAGCCCAGGAAACCCAAGAUUUAAUUUCUUGGUGCAAGCAGGAGUGAUCGCCUGUCUUUCCGUAUUUGUUUUCAGUUUAUUCGAGAUUGUUUGUAAUUAA
Molecule: messenger RNA, 885 nt
Organism: Naegleria gruberi
Lineage: Eukaryota; Heterolobosea; Eutetramitea; Acrasida; Naegleriidae
Exons: 1
Coding region: 1-885 (294 amino acids)
Source: RefSeq, a predicted model, not a curated record